AUGGGGAGUGAGUACAAGAGAAUUAUUCUGCUGAAAGGACUGGAGCUCAUCAACGACUACCAGUUUAGCAUAGUUAAGUCCCUACUGGCCCAUGAUUUGGGACUGACUUCAAACAUGCAAGAAGAAUAUAACAAGGUCAAGAUUGCUGACCUGAUGGAAAAGAAAUUCCCAGGGGCUGCCUGUGUGGACAAGCUAAUAGACCUAUUCAAGGACAUGCCACCACUUAAGGACAUUGUUAAGCAACUUAGAAAUGAGAAGAUGAAAGUUGCAAAGAAAAUGAAGACAACAGAAGAAACUCCAAAGAAAAAGCCGCAACAGGCAAGGGUGGGUCCCACGGCAUUUGCCACCACCGCAAGUAGCGCUCAGCUGUGCGAGAGGGCGGAGGGGACCACUGCGUCUCAGUGCAGAUUUGCCAAAUGCAGGCAUUCGGGCCAUCUGCUUCGUGCCAGGCAAAAACGUGGAAAACGUUUCCGUGACCUAAACACGCUGACAUCGCCUCCUCUAUACAGACGAGUUCGCAGCCAGGCCGGCAACGCGACUCGCGCACCCUGGCGCACCCCGAUUUUCAGGAGGCUGGAGCUCUUCCCGUCCCAACGCAGGGGCGGCUCCAGCAGGGGGCUGUCCGCGUCCGUGAACAUCUCCCCCCGUGGGCUGUCGGCCCUGCCCCCUCUCACCCACUGCCCGCCUCUAGGUGACAGCCGGGGUCACCCUGGAGUUUCCCAGGACGCCACAUUCCCUAAAAGAAAACCUGUCGCCAAAGGGACGGCUGCGGCAAAAAAGAACAAGGGGUUCCAGCCGCAGACUCUGCCGGCCUGCCAUUCGGGAGCCAGCACGGCCGCAGCGCUCGGCUUUCUUCCGCCGCCGCAGACCUCGUCGUCGGCGCCGUCCGUUUCCGCCUUCCCCGAGGUACCGCUGCCCGUUCACCCUUUGCCAGGUUUCGUCGCGCCCGGUGACCGGCCCUGCUGUCCGUCGCAGGCGUCCCAGCUCCCCGGGGCAAAGGGGCUUCCCUUGUUACGGAUGGUGAAGGGCCAACAUCAAGCUGCUCCUAGAGGACGUGUCUUUCAGCAGGGCCCCCUGACUGUCCUGGUACUGAAAGCAACGGAGCCAUUUGAAUACAAGUCCGCAGAAGAGGGGAGAAGCGGAAUGUUUCACGCUACAGUGGCCACUCCCAGUCAGUUUUUCCAUGUGAAGGUUUUAAACAGCAACCUGAAAGAGAAAUUCACAAAAGAGAAUAUCAUUACCAUAUUAGAUUACUAUGAAUGCAAAGGAAUCCUCGAGAUAAACAAAACCUCAUCUGUGUACGAAGCCAAUCCUUUCCAAUCGAUCGUGGUCCCAAACAGCAUCAUCAAAAGAGCAAAUGAAACUCCCAAGAUUGAUAAUCUUUACAAGCAAGCAUCAGGAACAUUUGUGUAUGGCUUAUUUCUGUUACAUGAGAAAAAAGUGAAUAGGAAGACGACAGUAUAUGAAAUACAGGAUAAUACAGGAAUAAUGGAGGUCUUGGGGACCGAGAGAUGGCACAACAUCAAGUGUGAUAAAGGAGAUAAACUUCGACUCUUCUGCUUUCAACUGAAAACAAUUGACCAGAAGCUGAAACUGACAUGUGGAACUCACAGCUUCAUCCAGGUCAUCAAGGCUAGGAAAAGCAAGAAGGAGCCAGUCGGUUUUGAUUUAAAGGUGGAAUUUGAUAUGAUGCACUCCCCUCCAGAUCACUUCAUGGGCUUUCAUAGUGAUCUUGUUAAAACUGAGGAUUUCUAUUAAAAAUAGAUGCAGUAGAAAUAGCCCAGCAUAUUUAAGGGCUGCACUGUAGAUUAUAUUUCUUUAUUUUAUAA
Molecule: messenger RNA, 1829 nt
Organism: Odobenus rosmarus divergens (Pacific walrus)
Lineage: Eukaryota; Metazoa; Chordata; Mammalia; Carnivora; Odobenidae
Gene: MNDA
Product: myeloid cell nuclear differentiation antigen
Exons: 7
Coding region: 1-1758 (585 amino acids)
Biological process (GO): cellular response to interferon-beta; positive regulation of interleukin-1 beta production; activation of innate immune response
Cellular component (GO): nucleolus
Molecular function (GO): double-stranded DNA binding
Source: RefSeq, a predicted model, not a curated record